AGGACAAGAGUGAGGGUGUUAUAAGAGGAGGGGUGAAGAUAGACAAGAAAACAUAAUCUAGCAUCUAAAACCAUUAUGGAAUCAGUAAUUUACUACAAUUUAACUUGGAAUAUAUACGAUAACUUUGGAGCACCGGUGCCUGCAGCAAAUCCACUUUUAGCACUUUUUAAUACCUGUAAUGUUCUCCUGGAGGAGUGAUUGUUAUACUUUCAGAAAAAGAAAAAAAAAGAAGAAUUUAAUUUUUUAUGUGUUUAUUUUUUUUUUUUUACAUAUAUGGAGCAGGUAAAGUUCAACUGACAGCUUUUAACAGCUUAACUAUUCUAAACCCCACAAACAGAGAGAGUGGAUCAUGGGGAGUCCACAUAUGAGAACACCUGAGGCCAUCUCUAAAUGGAGGAAGCUGUGAAGGAAUAAUGGCUGACCAGACUGGCUCCAUGAUAGCAUCUGCACCAGAUGAUUUAGGUCCAAAUAUCACCACUGACCUGUGGAGGCCUGAUCCAACGGUUCCUGCCGAUGUGGGCGUCGUCACAAGCUCUCAGUCGCAAAUCAAAGACAUAUUCGGGCUGUUCUGCAUGGUGACCCUGAACCUCAUCGCUUUGUUGGCAAAUGCUGGAGUCAUUGUGGCUAUAGCUCGUGCUCCUCACCUGAAAAGGUUUGCGUUUGUGUGUCACCUCUGUGCAGUGGACGUGUUGUGUGCCGUUCUCCUCAUGCCUCUUGGAAUCAUAUCCAGCUCACCAUUCUUUGGCACUGUGGCGUUCACUGUUCUGGAGUGUCAGGUUUACAUUUUCCUGAAUGUUUUCCUUAUUUGUCUGUCCAUUCUCACCAUCACUGCCAUUAGCGUGGAGCGUUACUUCUACAUUGUACACCCAAUGCGUUAUGAAGUCAAGAUGACCAUCAAUAUUGCUAUUGGCGUCAUGCUUCUUAUCUGGGUGAAGUCCCUUCUCUUAGCUUUGGUUACACUGUUUGGGUGGCCAGCUUAUGGUCCUCAGAGCUCCAUCGCAGCAUCCCACUGUUCUCUUCAUGCGAGCCACAGUCGCCUGAGGCCAGUGUUUGCUGUGCUCUUCACUGUGGUUUGUUUCCUGGCUCCUGCAUUGGUUAUCUUCACUGUUUAUUGUGGUGUGUAUAGAGUAGCUCGUUCUGCAGCUUUGCAGCGAGUCCCUGCAAUACCUACAUGGACGAAUGCAAGCCCUGGCAAGGAUCGCUCAGACUCUAUCAACAGCCAGACUACCAUGAUCACCACUGCCCGCACUCUGCCCCAGAGACUCUCUCCAGAGAGGGCCUUCAGCGGAGGCAAAGCUGCCCUUACAUUGGUAUUCAUCGUGGGCCAGUUCUUAGUUUGUUGGUUGCCCUACUUCAUCUUCCACCUGCAAAUGUCUCUGACAGGCUCCAUGCAGAGCCCAGGGGACUUGGAGGAGACAGUGAACUGGCUCGCCUACACCUCUUUUGCAGUUAACCCGUUCUUCUACGGCCUCUUGAACAGACAAAUCAGAGACGAGUUGGUGAAAUUUCGACGUUGCUGCCUGACCCAGCCUGUGGAGAUUGGGGCAUCCAGCCAUGAGGGUUCAUUUCAGGAAAACUUCCUUCAGUUUAUUCAUAGAACCAGCAGCGCUGCUGAAACUCAUUCAAGCUCUACUAACUCCAGCCCCAGAAAUACAAUGGACCGGGCAAAUGAGAUCCCUGGACAAAUACCUGAGCAGAAUGCUUAGGCUAUGAAUACCAAUGACGGACUGCUCUGUUAAUAUGCAGACUGAAUCAUUUUUAAUGUGUGUGGGCAGUAAAGAAGCAUAUGUAAUAAAUGAUGCAUUUUACAUGGUGUAUAUUUAUUUUCCAACAAUUGACCUAAUUUUGAUGAUGUUUAUAGAAAAUCUUUCAUAAAAGUGUAAGUCUAGGCUGUAACUGCAAUAACAAAGCCUUGUUUGUAUGGAUAUUAUUGCAUUCAGAUUACUUGAACUUGUACUUCAUGUGACUAUGAGUUGACUCCGCUAUUAUUUUUCAUG
Cololabis saira (Pacific saury) is the source of this 1997-nucleotide messenger RNA. It is a transcript of the gene gpr61l, whose product is annotated as G protein-coupled receptor 61-like. NCBI's taxonomy places the organism in Eukaryota, Metazoa, Chordata, Actinopteri, Beloniformes, Belonidae. Gene Ontology annotation, cellular component: endosome; signaling receptor complex; plasma membrane. Bases 414 to 1706 code for a protein of 430 amino acids. Gene Ontology annotation, biological process: G protein-coupled receptor signaling pathway. The transcript has 2 exons. The record is from RefSeq and is a predicted model, not a curated record. Gene Ontology annotation, molecular function: G protein-coupled receptor activity.